AUGUGUUCUAAUAAUUGUUUUAUCAUCUUAUGCCACCCGCAGCUUGAAGCGCUCGAUCUGCAGCUGCUGCACGACAUUUUCCAGGCCUCGACCCAUGCGCAGACGACGGAGGGCGGCACCAUUGAGCCACUGGAGAGCUACGACCUGCUGGAGCAAUGCUCGGCUGAGGACAAGCAGCGCUGGGUGGAGUUGGGGCUGGAGGCUGUGAGUCGGGGUCAAGUGUGCGCUCUGGUGCUGAGUGGAGGUCAAGGCACGCGCCUGGGCUUCGCUGGGCCCAAGGGUAUGUACAACAUCGGGCUGCCGUCCGAGAAGAGUCUGUUCCAGUUGUUCGCCGAGAGGCUGUUGGCUUUGGAAGCCCUGGCGGCCAACAAGUUCCCGUCGCGGCCUCGGGACGAGAUCCAGAUCCCGUUCUACGUCAUGACCAGCAAGAUGAACCACGAGACGACGCUCGGCUUCUUCAGGGAGAACGCGUUCUUCGGACUGAAGGAGUCGCAGAUGUUCUUCUUCCCGCAAGGCACGCUACCGUGCUUCACGACGGAUGGCAAGUUGAUUCUGGAGAACUCGCACAAACUGGCCACGGCGUCGGACGGAAAUGGCGGCAUCUACAAGGCGCUGGAGUCCAGUGGGGCACUCGCGAAGCUGCAGGCUCGCGGUGUCAAGUACCUACAUGUGUUUUCCGUGGACAACGCGCUGUGCAAGGCGGCCGACCCGACGUUCAUUGGAUACUGCAUCGACAAGCAAGCGGACUGCGGUAGCAAGGUGGUCUGGAAGGCCAGCCCUGACGACCGUGUUGGCGUCGUCGCCAAGAGGAACGAUCGCUUUUGUGUCAUUGAGUACACAGAAAUCGACCGUGAAAUGGCAGAGCGUGUCGACCCGCGAACGGGCAAGCUGGUCUUUGGAGCAGCCAAUAUCUGCAACCACUUCUACACCAUUGAUUUCUUGGUGAACGUGGUGCUGCCGAACUUGAGCCUGGAGUAUCACGUAGCGCACAAGAAGAUCCCCAUGGCGGACGACUCCGGUGCGACGUACACGCCUACGAGCAACUCGGGGAUCAAAUUGGAGUCUUUCAUCUUCGACGUGUUCCCCUUGUCCUCGCGCAUGGCGGUGCUCUCCGUCCCUCGCGAGACGGAGUUCGCGCCGGUCAAGAAUCCCCCUGGAAAUCCUGUGGAUUCGCCUGACAGUGCCCGCCGCAUGCUGCACGAUGAAGGGAAGGCCUGGCUUGUUGCUGCGGCGUCAUCCGUUUCGCAGGAUGCUGGAGACCGCAUCGAAAUCUCGCCUCUGGUCUCGUACAACGGAGAGGAGCUCGAAGCGCAGGUCAAAGCACUCAUGGAAGGCCCUCCUCGCGAUGUCAUUCGACUCUGA
Molecule: messenger RNA, 1362 nt
Organism: Phytophthora sojae
Lineage: Eukaryota; Oomycota; Peronosporomycetes; Peronosporales; Peronosporaceae
Exons: 3
Coding region: 1-1362 (453 amino acids)
Biological process (GO): UDP-N-acetylglucosamine biosynthetic process
Molecular function (GO): UDP-N-acetylglucosamine diphosphorylase activity
Source: RefSeq, a predicted model, not a curated record